AUGGCAUCUCCAUAUGAUUAUUUAUUCAAAUAUAUAAUAAUAGGUGAUACGGGUAUGAGUUUUCCAAAUUUUUUGUUGUCAAAAUUUAUUAUUUUUUCAGCUGUUGGCAAAUCAUGCCUUCUUUUGCAGUUUACAGAUAGACGUUUUAGGGUAGAUCAUGAUUUAACGAUUGGAGUCGAAUUUGGUGCAAGAAUUGUCAAUAUAGAUACGAAAAAAGUAAAAUUGCAGAUCUGGGAUACUGCUGGGCAAGAAUCGUUUAGAAGUAUAACUAGAUCAUAUUAUAGAGGAGCAGCAGGGGCAUUAUUAGUUUACGAUAUUACAAGAAGAGACACAUUUAAUCACUUAAGCAGGUGGUUAAGUGAUGUAAAAAGAAAUGCAACACCUAAUAUGACCAUCAUUUUAGUUGGAAACAAAUCCGAUUUAGAUAGAAGAGAAGUAACCACAGAAGAAGGAGUCGAAUUUGCGGAACAAAAUGGACUUCUAUUCAUUGAAACAUCCGCAAAAAUAUCGAAUAAUGUAGAGGAAGCAUUUAUGAGAAUUUCCGAAAAAAUAUACAGAAAUAUACUAGAUGGUAUUUAUGACCUUUCUAAUGAGAGAGAGAAAAGAGAAGGAAAGAGAGGACUGUUGAGCAAUAUGGACUUAUUUUCUAGUAACAACUCACUUAUUUAUUAUAACGCCCAACUUAUUUGGUUUCAAAAGAACAAAUUGUUUUUGUUCUCGCUCACUAAUAGUCAAAAAGCAGAAAUUAUUCUAGGUAAUGAAAUGGUAGAAAAUGCUGUAGUUUCAAUGGGCAUUUCAGCAAAUGGUAUAAUUGUUGCUUGUAGCAAUAAUAAGGUUAUUUACAUUGUUAGGAUUUGUCACUCCAACUUUGAAUUAAUCGGCCAAUAUUUACACUCUAAGAGAUUGAAUACUUCAAUAUUCAAGCCAGAUACAAACGAAAUAAUUAUAGGUGAUAAAUUUGGUGAUUUAUACUUAAUAAACAUUAACAAUAUUCAUUCAAUCCCUAGCAAUCAUUGCAACUUAUCCUCGUUAGAGAGCGAUUCAGAUGAAGAAAAUUUACAAAACAAUAUGGCUGGUGGCAUAAUCCCUAAAAUGGGUCACUUAUCAGCAGUUACAUGCUCAAUCGCUAGUUAUGACUAUAAGUUUCUAUUUACAGGAAAUAAAUGUGGAAAAAUAUGGAUUUCCAAUUUAAAUUAUUUAGAACAUACUUUUUCAAUAUUAUGUGGCCAUAGUGAUGCAAUUUCAUCUAUUUGUGAGCUCAAUUUAAUUGACGAAUCACAUAAACUAAUUGUUAGUUCAUCACUUGAUAAGAGAAUCAAGUUAUGGGACUAUUUAGACGGAACCGAAUUAGAUUCUAUUAAUCUUGAGUACAGCGCUUUAAUGAAAAAAGUCUUUGUCAAAUGUGAACUUUUAAGUGGAAUAAUUGUUAUAUCAUUGGAUUUAGACGAAAAAAGCAAAGUUUUCAGAUUCCGAAAAGAGUUCACUAUUAUUAAGCUGAAUAACACUCCAAAUUCACUUGAAAUAAACGAUAUCACUGAAAAAUCUUCCUCUACAGUACUUGAAGAAUUGAUUGAUAUGAAAGCCACUAAAGGAUGUAUUUUAUGGUACAAAAACGAUGAAAUGAGUUUACCAUGUCCCAUUAUCUUAAAUGUUCAAAAUUUACGUUCCGUGCACAGCAACGAGAACAAAUACCUAAACUACACAAUAAUCCCAGAUGCACUAACAAACCUUACAGGACCCAAAACGAACAUUUUGUCUCAAUCUAAUAACUCACAGAAUUGCGAUUUGAAAAGAGUUAGAACAAGCGAUUAA
Cryptosporidium ubiquitum is the source of this 1812-nucleotide messenger RNA. RefSeq names its product Rab2 GTPase. Gene Ontology annotation, molecular function: protein binding; GTP binding; GTPase activity. The transcript is spliced from 4 exons. The coding region runs from base 1 to 1812 and encodes 603 amino acids. Gene Ontology annotation, cellular component: Golgi apparatus. Lineage: Eukaryota; Apicomplexa; Conoidasida; Eucoccidiorida; Cryptosporidiidae. The record is from RefSeq and is a predicted model, not a curated record.